This is a messenger RNA of Cuscuta europaea, 2564 nucleotides long. The record is from the annotation of a GenBank genome assembly. Lineage: Eukaryota; Viridiplantae; Streptophyta; Magnoliopsida; Solanales; Convolvulaceae.
CUGUCCUGCAAUUGACAAUGAAAGUAAGAGCAAAUAGGAGCUGAAUGAGCUCAUGAUGUGAAUCAGAUGACACAAUCCACCAAGGGUAGAUGAUAUAUGGUGAUAACAUGGCUUGACAAAAACAGUUCCGUCGCCCGUUGGUGUUGCAAUCACUCCUACACCAUCUUCUUCCUCUAAUCAAACCUUAGUGUUUCACCAGUUGACAUUGUUUGCACUUAACUUCGUCAGCAAUGGAGGUUCAAGCUAUCUUCUGUGGAUUUAAAAUAUCCACUUACAGAACCCGAGCCCCUAAUCUGAUUUGGUCCAGAGUAAAUCCGAUUCCUCCGCUCACUCGCGUGCAGGUCGUACACUGUCAUAGGCUUUCCAUUUUAACCCCUCCGCUGGCCCAUCUCCGUCGCUGCACCGCCUGUUGCUCCUCCUACAGCCAUCACGACCACGGCGGCCACCAGCAGCAGCAGAACGGGCAUAUCCAUGAUCAUAACCAACACCACCAUCAUGGUCCCAAUGAGUGUGAUGUGCAGCUGACAAGACCCCAACAGAUUCUUCUAAAAUUCGCAGACGCGACUAGGUGGACUCACCUAUCUAAUUUUUUGCGGGAGAAUUUGGAACUCUGUUGCUUCGCCGCCGUUUUGUUUAUUGCCGCGGCGGCUUGUCCCUGCGUGCUACCCAAACCGAUUGUGAAGCCUUUCCAGCAUGCUUUCGCUGCCAUUGCCUUCCCUCUUGUCGGGAUCUCAGCUUCCCUUGAUGCCCUAAUGGACAUCGCUGGUUGGAAAAUUAAUAUCCACGUGCUGAUGGCCCUUGCAGCAUUUGCUUCGCUUUUCAUGGGGAACCCAUUGGAAGGUGGAUUGCUUCUAGCCAUGUUUAAUUUGUCUCAUAUAGCUGAAGAGGCCUUCACUCGCCGUGCCAAGAUUGAUGUAAAGGAAUUGAAAGAAAAUCAUCCAGAGUUUGCUUUAAUGCUUGAUGCAAAUAAUGAGAGCCCACCAAGUUUCUCAAACAUAACAUAUCAUGAAGUCCCUGUUAGCUACCUGAAAGUUGAUUCACUGAUAUUGGUUAAAGCUGGCGAGUCCGUGCCUGUGGAUUGUGAAGUUUUAAAAGGUAGCUCGACGAUCACAGUUGAGCAUUUAACUGGUGAGGUCAAACCUUUAGAAAAGAAUGUUGGCGAUAGCAUUCCUGGGGGAGCGAGGAACCUAGAUGGCAUGUUGAUAGUGAAGGCGAAGAAGACAUGGAAAGAGUCUACACUAAACAGGAUUGUGCAGCUGACUGAAGAAGCUCAGUUAAGUAAACCAAAACUACAGAGAUGGCUUGAUAAAUUUGGAGAGCAGUACAGUACGGCUGUGGUACUCCUAUCCUUUUCAGUUGCUGUUAUUGGACCUUUUCUUUUCAGGUGGCCCCUCAUUGGUACCUCAGCUAGCAGAGGAUCAGUUUACAGAGCACUCGGGCUUAUGGUAGCUGCAUCACCAUGUGCAUUAGCUGUGGCUCCAUUGGCAUAUGUGACAGCUAUCAGUGCUUGUGCUAGAAAGGGAAUAUUACUCAAAGGUGGGGAAGUUCUUGAUGCCCUAGCUUCUUGCCACAACAUUGCCUUUGACAAAACUGGUACAUUGACAACUGGGGAUUUUAUGUGUAAAGCAAUUGAACCAAUUCAUGGGCACAUGAACAGGCAAGAUAAACAAUUUGGCUGCUGUGAACCCACUUGUGAGACAGAAGCCCUUGCUGUUGCAGCUGCUAUGGAGAAGGGCACCACUCAUCCAAUUGGAAGAGCGUUUUUAGAUCUUAGCGCAGACAAAGAUCUUCCUUCCAUUUCUGUUGAAAGUUUUGAAAAUCUACCUGGUAAAGGCGUCUUUGCAACAUUAUCUAGCUCUGAGGCAGGACUUGUUGUAGGAAGAAAGUCAUUGAAUGCCUCACUUGGUUCUAUAGAAUAUAUCACUUCACUUUACCAGUCUGAAGAUGACUCAAGUAAGAUUAAGGAGGCUGUAAGGACCUCUAUAUAUGGAUUAGAUUUUGUUCGUGCUGCUCUUUCUGUUAACAAUGAAAAGGUUACACUUUUCCACUUUGAAGACAAGCCUCGACCAGGGGUUCCAGAUGUCAUAUGCACAUUACAAAAUCAAGGAAAACUGCGUGUAAUGAUGUUAACAGGUGACCAUGAAGCAAGUGCAUGGAGGGUUGCAAAUGCUGCGGGCAUCAGAGAAGUUUACUGCAGCCUUAAACCUGAAGAUAAGCUAUAUCAUGUGACAAGAAUAUCCAGAGAAUCUGGUGGGCUUAUAAUGGUAGGUGAUGGUAUCAAUGAUGCCCCUGCUCUUGCUGCUGCUACCGUGGGCAUCGUAUUAGCUGAGCGAGCCAGUGCAUCAGCUAUAGCUGCUGCAGAUGUUAUGUUAUUACAAGACAACAUUUCAGGUGUUCCAUUCUGUGUCGCCAAAUCUCGGCAAACAACAUCCCUGAUUAAGCAGAAUGUGGCUCUUGCAUUGUGUAGUAUUGCCUUUGCCUCUCUUACUUCAGUUAUGGGUUAUCUCCCCCUGUGGCUAACGGUGCUUUUGCAUGAGGGCGGAACACUUCUUGUAUGUUUAAAC